AUGUGGAACAACAAGUAUGAUUUGGAGUCGGCGCAGACGCCUCUGUACCCGAUGAUGUUGGAGAGCCCCGAGCUCCGUUGGUCUUUCAUCCGCAAGGUCUAUUCCAUCAUCUCCAUCCAGUUGCUCGUCACGAUCGCCGUCGCCGCCACCGUCGUUAAGGUUCAUUCGAUUUCUGUCUUCUUCACCACCACCAACGCCGGCUUAGCGCUCUACAUCCUUCUUAUUUUCACUCCGUUGAUUGUGAUGUGUCCGUUGUAUUACUAUCACCAGAAGCACCCUGUCAACUAUCUAUUACUCGCGAUCUUCACCGUCUCUCUUGCCUUUGCGGUUGGCUUGACCUGCGCCUUUACUAGCGGGAAGGUCAUUCUCGAGGCUGUGAUUUUGACAUCUGUUGUGGUGAUAUCACUUACUCUCUACACUUUCUGGGCUGCCAAGAGAGGCCAUGAC
This is a messenger RNA of Camelina sativa (false flax), 447 nucleotides long. Lineage: Eukaryota; Viridiplantae; Streptophyta; Magnoliopsida; Brassicales; Brassicaceae. The record is from RefSeq and is a predicted model, not a curated record.